AUGGCUCUCAAAGCGUUCCUCCUCCUCUUCGUCACCAUUCUCCUAGUUACUGCAAUGGUUUCGUCCCAGGACGAUCCUGAAGAAGAACUCAAGGCAAAGAGUAGAGUUAGACCAACGACGCCAAAAGCAAAGACACCACCCAAAGCCAGGUCACCACCAGCACCAAAAGGUGGCAAGGGAGGCAAGACCAAGCCAUUCCCCAAGUCGCCGCCUUCACCGGCACUGGACGAGCCUUAUCCUCCAUUUGACGAGCAUAACGACGAUGAGCUAACUCCACCACUUCCAGUGGGCGGUAUGGUGAACCCGUUAAACAAAUCAGCCUCGUCAAUUGGGAAUUGA
Messenger RNA from Prunus armeniaca (apricot), 339 nucleotides. The record is from the annotation of a GenBank genome assembly. Lineage: Eukaryota; Viridiplantae; Streptophyta; Magnoliopsida; Rosales; Rosaceae.